AUGGUCAAUCUUCAAAGCUUCAACCCGUUUGCCCCAACCGUGAGGGAAACGGCCGUCAUAUCGGAGCUGCGUGUAUACCCGAUCAAAUCGUGCCGUGGCUUCACGGUGCGCUCCAGCCGCGUCACGAGGCAAGGACUCGAUCUUGACCGGAAUUGGAUGUUUGUUAGUACGACGAAUGGGAAAAACAAAUUCGUCACCAUUCGCGAGUACUCGGAGCUGACGCUGAUUGACACGGCGCUCGCGAGCAUCAGCGCCGCCGCCGCCGCCUCGGUACAGCCCGCCCAAGAUGAGCAGGACACCACCAAACACCAUCGAGAGGUCAAGGAAGACCUCCAGCUAGUCAUUAGUAUCCGGAACCAUCCGGAGAAGCGCGUCAUGAUCCCGGCCCGGCCGACGCGGGCCUGGCUGGAGGCGCACACGACGUGUGAGACGGUCGACAUUUGGGGCACCGAGACAGACGGCUGGGUCUACGGCGACGAGGUCAACGCGCUGGUGCGCGAGGAGCUCGGCCAGGACGUCAAGCUGGUCUACAAGGGUCCGACGCCGCGCGUGCUGCGCGGCAACGGCAGUCCCGAGCUCCUGGGCCGCCGCGAGUCGACCAACUUCCCCGACGUCCUGCCCUUGCUCCUGGCCAACGAGGCGUCGCUGCGCGAGCUCAACAGCCGGCUCCGGGCCAAGGGUGAGGCCGAGAUUGGUAUCGAGCGCUUCCGUCCCAAUAUCGUGGUCCGCGGCGACGUGGCCUGGAGCGAGGACGACUGGAAGCAGGUGCGCAUCGUCAAUGGCCCCGCGCCGUCGGGUGCCCUUGUUGUUGCGAGCCCGUCGACGAUUGAUAUUGACGUCUCGGCCCAUUGCGCCAGGUGUCAAGUCCCUAAUGUGAAUCCCGAUACGGCCGAGAAGAAUGCUCAUGAGCCUUGGAAUACCCUUGUCAGCUAUCGGCGUAUUGACGAGGGCAUCAAGUGGAAACCGUGUUUCGGCAUGCUCAGCUGUCCGAAAAACGAGGGCACCGUUCGGGUAGGCAUGAAAAUGGAGGUCAUUGAGACGACAAAAAAUCAUGUAUAUGUGAAAGGCUUCUAG
Molecule: messenger RNA, 1074 nt
Organism: Pestalotiopsis fici W106-1
Lineage: Eukaryota; Fungi; Ascomycota; Sordariomycetes; Amphisphaeriales; Sporocadaceae
Exons: 1
Coding region: 1-1074 (357 amino acids)
Molecular function (GO): pyridoxal phosphate binding; molybdenum ion binding; catalytic activity
Source: RefSeq, a predicted model, not a curated record